Messenger RNA from Arachis duranensis, 1111 nucleotides. RefSeq names its product sugar transporter ERD6-like 16. NCBI's taxonomy places the organism in Eukaryota, Viridiplantae, Streptophyta, Magnoliopsida, Fabales, Fabaceae. Gene Ontology annotation, cellular component: membrane. The record is from RefSeq and is a predicted model, not a curated record. Gene Ontology annotation, biological process: transmembrane transport. The transcript is spliced from 7 exons. Gene Ontology annotation, molecular function: transmembrane transporter activity. The coding region runs from base 466 to 831 and encodes 121 amino acids.
AACCCUUGAUCCUAUUACAGUUGUUGGUAGCAGGGAUUCAUUAGCCAAAUUCUAAAUCUAUCAUUGGAAUUCUUGAUAUCUAUGGGUUUGAAAGUCUUAAAUUCAAUUUAUUCAAGCUGUUGGUAGCAGGGAUGCAAAUGAUGCAUUUGUUCUUCUAUGAAUUUGAAUUGAAUAGUUGAAUUUGUUGUAGGCUCUUGCUAGCUGAUGGCUAGUUGAUAUUGUACAAUUUAUCAUGGCGCUUGCUUUCUAACAAGGUUGCAAGUUCUUGUAACUUUGUAACUCCAUCACUUUGUGGCGGUGGCAAAAGAAGAGGUGGUGGUGGCAGAGUUAGAGUUGGCCGGAAAGGGGCAAUGAGAAUGUCAACAGCAUUUUGCAUAACAGGAUGGUUAGCCCUCUUCUUCUCAAAGGUAUGCAUCUCAUGCAAUAUGUAAAUUCAUCUCCUAAAAAAAAGUUAUCGAAAUUGAAAUGAGGUUCAAUUUGUUAUUUUGUCUGCUUCAAGAUCCUUACUCACUUGACUUUGGAAGAUUUUUCACAGGAUAUGGAAUUGGAGUUAUCUCAUAUGUGGUUCCUAUAUAUAUAGUUGAAAUAGCACCAAAGAAUCUUCGAGGUGGACUUGCAACAACAAAUCAGCUUAUGAUUGUUAUUGGAGCUUCAGUCUCAUUCUUAAUAGGAAGUGUCAUAACUUGGAGACAACUAGCUCUAGCAGGACUUGUUCCAUGCAUUUGCUUGCUGAUUGGUUUGUGGUUUAUCCCCGAGUCCCCUAGAUGGCUGUAUGGAAAUAAAAGAAAAAAUCAGAAACUUGAUUCAUGGCUGCUAGAAGCAGAAGUUUAGAGUACAAUGCACGGUUUUUAGCUUUUAUCAAUAUCCAAGAAUCAAAAUAAGGUCAUGACUCAUGACAAAUGCUCUUGCAACAUCUGUCAGUGAAAUAUUGCAGACUUUUGAAUAUACUUACCAACCGGAAAAGAAUUAGGGUUUGAACAUCAACAAUGUCAUCAACUUCAGUGCUUGACACAUAAGGAAAUGCCCUAUUCACUUUGAGUAAGUAAAAACAACAUAAAAAAAGAAUUUCACAAUCAUUAAUCAAUGUCAGUUCUUGAAAAUUAUAGCAACA